UAAUGCGUCGAAGUUUUGAUCUAAGGAGCUCGCACGACCUACAGAACUGAAGACAGCUGAAAUCAGGAUUCCUAUUCAGCCUUGGUUUUCUCAUUCUCACGAUGUCUCAAGCCUUUAAAAAUCUUCUCGGAGAGAAGCUUAUCGGUCCGAAAGGCCUAGUAGAUGUCGAGAGCAUAAUCGGCGAAGGGAAAGUUAUUGGAUUAUACUUCUCAGCACAUUGGUGUCCGCCUUGUAGGGGCUUCACACCAAAGUUAGCAGACUUUUACCAAAAAUUUCGGUCUACAAACGGAAAUAAGCUAGAGAUUGUGUUCAUUAGCUCUGAUAAAGAUGAAAACCAGUUUCAGAAGUACUUUGAGGAGAUGCCUUGGCAUGCUGUACCGUUCAAUGAACGCGAAAGAAAGAAAAAGCUUUCUCAAAAGUACAAAGUUGGAGGAAUCCCUACAUUGAUCUUUGUUGAUGGUAAAGAUGCAAGUUUGAUAACAAAGAAUGGAAGAAUGGCAUUGAUGGAAGACCCAAAAGGAGAAAACUUCCCAUGGAGGCCCAAAUCAGUCUCAGAACUGAUGAAAGGAAAGCUGGUCAAUAGUAAAGGAGAGGAAAUUACUGUAGAUGAUCUGAAAGGGAAAGUGGUCGGUCUUUAUUUUUCUGCUCACUGGUGUCCACCAUGUCGAGCUUUCACACCACAAUUAGCAAAAACAUACAAUGCAAUAAAAGCUGCCAACAAACCAUUUGAAGUUAUAUUUCUAAGUUCUGAUCGAGCUGAUGAGUCUUUUCAAAGUUACCUAGAUACCAUGCCGUGGUAUGCUGUUCCAUAUGAUGAUAGUAUGAGAAAGAAUAAUGUAUCUAAACAUUUUGGUGUAGAAGGUAUCCCAACACUCAUCAUCAUGGAUGAAAACUGGAAGGUCAUAACUACCAAUGGAAGAGGGGCAAUUGCUGCUGAUCCUGAAGGCAAAGAGUUCCCAUGGAAGAUAAAGCCGCUGUGCGAACUAAACGAUCUUACAGCUUCAUUAUUAAACGAAGAACCAUGCGCUAUUUAUUUUACAGACGGAGAAGAACCGACCUUAAAACACGCAAAGGAAAUCCUACAGCCAUUGGCAGAAAGCUAUGCAGCCGAAGCCAAAGAGAAGAACGAAGAUCUACCCAUCCAGUUCUUCUUUGCUGGCAAUAACGAGGUAGUAGAAAGUCUUUUAGACUUCGUUGGGAUCAGCGAAGAGAACAUGUUAGCCAUUGUCGAUAUACCAAACGGCAAGUUAUUUGUUUGCGAGAAUGACGUCGUCACAGCUGAUGCAGCCAAGCAGUUCAUCUCGGAUUAUUUGACGGAUAAACUUCAGGGACGCCCAUUAAGAUAAAAGCAUUGAAAAACAAUAACAAAUUAAAGAACUUUAGGUUUGGAUAAAAAGAUUCGCUUGCGUGGCCGGCUUUUGUUCAUUUUGCCAAAAGACCUACAAAGACCGGGGUAGAAAGAAGUGAACGAAAACCGACCGCAAGGCAAGCUUACCAGUAGUUAGACAUACUCCUAAAUACAGCAUUGGUUUCCGGCUCAGAUAUAAGUAAGGCUCAAGAAAAAAGCAUAAAAGUAAGAAAAACCUACAAAUUUCCUUCUUAUAAGCUCCAAACGUGCUCCUUGAAGUGUUAUUCAUUACUAAUGAAAAGGAGGUUUUCCUGCUCUUAGGAAAUCCCCGUACUGGAAUUCGAGCCAAGCUUAUGCCGGAGAAACAGAAAAAACAUUGGGUUUUUACUAUUGUACUCAGAAAAUUUUUUUCCAGGUAUCUUUUGUAUAUUAGCCAGUCGUAAAACUUGCAUAUUUUUAACUUGCACCGUUUUAUAUCGAAAUACCUGUGGCGAAAAAUCUACAUUUUUGUCUUGACAUUCAAUUAGAAAAACAAUCCGGUCCAGAUAAACAUUUUCUCUCUCUCUCAGUGGAAAGGGAAUGAUAUUACCUUAAGUGGAACAAUCGUCUAUUUUUAAGAUAUCGAAACAAGGUUUUGAAUAAGCUGUUUCUUUGUUGAAAUAUAAUAUAAUAUAAUCGCUGUACAUGUAUUUUGAGGUAAAAUGUAAUAGCACUGAAAAUAAAGUAAAAAACAACAUUUUGAAAACAGAAGCAUACAUUUUAAGGUUUCUCUUCUCUUUUCCAAAUUUACUGUUUACGAGUUGCUAGGGGAGACUAUUUUUUUAGAAGUGUCAUCUUUUUGAUCAAAAAUAACUGGAGACCAUACUUCCCGACUUCGAAUGCUGAAGCUUCGGUUGCCAUACAAACGCCACUAGACCGCCCCCCAAGACCGUAGUAUGAUUAACCCGAUAUGCUACCGCGAAUGAUAUUAAACACAUCGAUGUUCACCCAA
Actinia tenebrosa (Australian red waratah sea anemone) is the source of this 2339-nucleotide messenger RNA. RefSeq names its product nucleoredoxin. Gene Ontology annotation, cellular component: nucleus. The record is from RefSeq and is a predicted model, not a curated record. Gene Ontology annotation, molecular function: thioredoxin-disulfide reductase (NADPH) activity. Gene Ontology annotation, biological process: negative regulation of protein ubiquitination; negative regulation of Wnt signaling pathway. Lineage: Eukaryota; Metazoa; Cnidaria; Anthozoa; Actiniaria; Actiniidae.